Messenger RNA from Zerene cesonia (dogface butterfly), 586 nucleotides. RefSeq names its product bursicon (gene Burs). The transcript is spliced from 4 exons. Lineage: Eukaryota; Metazoa; Arthropoda; Insecta; Lepidoptera; Pieridae. Gene Ontology annotation, biological process: animal organ morphogenesis. Gene Ontology annotation, molecular function: receptor ligand activity; BMP binding. The record is from RefSeq and is a predicted model, not a curated record. The coding region runs from base 37 to 507 and encodes 156 amino acids.
CAAACGAUUUCCACUAAGGCACAACACCUCAUAAAAAUGUUCAAUGUAAAAUACUUUUGCUCUUGCUUAAUUCUACUCUCAGCUUGCUACUUACACGAAAAAAAAGUUGAUGGUCAAGAAGUCCAACUGCCACCAGGACAAGAGUGUCAAAUGACACCGGUUAUACAUGUAUUGCAGCAUCCUGGUUGCGUUCCCAAGCCGAUUCCUUCAUAUGCUUGUAUAGGAAAGUGUACGAGCUAUGUACAGGUAUCUGGAAGCAAAAUUUGGCAAAUGGAAAGGUCGUGCAAUUGUUGCCAAGAGUCCGGAGAACGAGAAGCGACUGUCAUUCUUUUCUGUCCCAAAGCUAAGAGCGAAGAAAAAAGGUUUAGAAAGGUCACUACGAAGGCACCCCUAGAAUGCAUGUGCCGUCCAUGUGGAAGUAUCGAAGAAAGCGCUAUUAUUCCACAAGAAAUUGCCGGCUACGCUGAUGACUCUCUUUUAAGUAGUCAAUUCAGAAAAAACUUCUAAUUAAACAUUGCAUUGCAAUCAUAAUUGAAACGAACUUUUAUACGUUGUUAAAUAUCUUUGAAAAUAAAGGCUAUUGACA